Messenger RNA from Medicago truncatula (barrel medic), 2014 nucleotides. RefSeq names its product eukaryotic translation initiation factor 5B. Gene Ontology annotation, biological process: translational initiation. Gene Ontology annotation, molecular function: GTP binding; translation initiation factor activity; GTPase activity. Gene Ontology annotation, cellular component: mitochondrion; cytoplasm. The record is from RefSeq and is a predicted model, not a curated record. The coding region runs from base 603 to 1796 and encodes 397 amino acids. Lineage: Eukaryota; Viridiplantae; Streptophyta; Magnoliopsida; Fabales; Fabaceae. The transcript has 8 exons.
UUGUCUGUAUCUAAACCAUGUUGAUGAAGAAUGUGAAUAUUUGAUUUCAAUUUAUUUGAUACAUUCAUGUGAUUUAAAUUGAACUUCAUCACUUACUCUAAAUAGAGUAGAAGUGAGUUAUCAUAAAAACUAUUAGUGUUUCUCAUUAUUGUGUUUCAAUCAAACAUAUAUAACUCUUGUUUGUUAAUAGAUAUGAUAUGAUACUAAAACUUUAAGUUUCUUAAAAGAGAAAAAAAAAAAAUACAUUUUUAAAGGAAUGUCAUACUUAUCUUUGAAUGUUGUUUUUACAAUGAUUGGUUUUGGCAUCUAAAAAGGCCUAGCGGCGCAACCUGUUGCCCGAAUGUGUAAUGUAUAUAACAUACCUAAGCAUCUUAUCUUAUAGUCAACUAAUUAAUAACAUUGUCAAGGAAUGGCCAAGAUUCUUUCACCUUUCCCUCUAUGUCCAAGAUUCAUAGUUAAGAUUCGUAAAAGCCGUGAUCCAAGGUUAUUUGUUGGGACUCUCAUAGUUGUAAUUUCUAGAAGAGAUGAUCAAACUUUAAUUCUGAGGAAGGAGGAUUGUAUAAGAAGGGUUAAGCCGCGGCGAAGAGAAACCCUAGAUCGCUAUGGAAAACCCUAGUUUGCUCGGUGAGGGAGAGGGAUAUGUCAGCGAUGUUGAUGAAGCUAUUGAAAAUAUCUCUGUUCCAAAAAAGGUUGAAAAAAAACAUCUCCGUUCCCCGAUUUGCUUGAUGAUUGGGCAUGAGUUGAGUGGCAAAACUGCACUGCUGGAUUGUAUUCGAGGUACCAAAAGUGAUAAUAAUGAUUUUCAACAUUAUAGGGCUACAUAUGUUCCUGCUAAGAAUAUACGUGAAAGAACUAGGAAAUUGAAAUCUUAUGAAAAAAUCAAAGUUCCUGGUUUACUGUUUAUUGAUACUCCGGGUUUCAUAUCAAUCCCCAGCUUAAAGUAUCGAGGUUUAGCUCUAUGUGAUAUUGCAAUCUUGGUUGUUGACAUUAAUAUUGGGUUACGGCCACAGACAAUUGAAACACUAAAUCUUUUAAAUAUGUGCAAGACAAAGUUCAUUGUUGUCUUGAAUCAGGUUGACAGGAUUUAUGGAUGGAAAACAUGUCGCAAUGCUUCAUUCCCCAAUGCAUAUAUGAAGCAGUCUCGUGAUGCUGAAAUAGGAUUUUGUUCUAUGCUCAAUAGGACUAUUUGGCAGUUCAGACAACAUGGUAUAGUUACAAAGAUAUGUUAUCAAAACAAGGAAAUGAGAGAAACGGUCAGCAUUGUGCCAACAAGUGCUAUAAGUGGUGAAGGAAUCUCAGAUAUGUUAUUACAAUUGGUUAUGUGGACCCAAAAAACAAUGGUUGAAAAACUUACAUACAGGGAAGAAUUGCAGUGUAUUAUUUUGGAUGUCAAUGAUUUUGAAGACUGUGGAACCACUCUUAAUGUUGUUUUAGUUAAUGGUGUUCUACAUGAAGGAGAUCAAAUAGCUGUAUGUGGAAGGCAGGGUACAACAAUUGUUACUUCAAUUCAAGCUUUACUGAAAACUCCUCCAUUGAUGGAACUAGGUGCUAAGGGAGACUAUAUCCACUGCAAAAAAGUCAAAGGUGCGAAGGCCAUCAAGAUCAUUGCUCAGGGACUUCAAGAUGCUGUUGUUGGCUCUAAUGUAUAUAUGGCGAAGCCUGAUGAAGAUUUCAAAGAAGGAGAAUUGGUGAAGGGCGAGACAAUGAGAAUUAUUGGACUCCAAAACUAUAUUAUAUUUUUGGGUCUGAUAGCUGUUGUGAUGUUGUUGUUGCCUUGGUUAUAUCUAAUGUGCUAAUGCUUGUUGAUUUAAACGCGAAAGGUUGUCUUUAGCUUUUUAGUAUACUUACUUGCAGAACAAAUUAAGUAUGGUUUGGGAUGUUGAUUUUGGAGAGUCCAUGUUUUGUGAUUAUCAUUAAGAGUUUUGUAAUCAAAGUCUGUUGUGAUAGUGUUGGGGUUGCCAUGUGAUUGUGUUCUCUUUUCAUAUGUGACAGUUCAAUUCAAGUUUUUUUUUUU